AUGAGUUUGUUAUUCGCUAAAAGACAGUUGACACAAUUUGCACGGUUCAAGUUAAAUGAAGCUAGUGUUUCAUGUAAAUAUGCUGUCACCCACAAGUAUAGUUAUACCACCACUAGUUCCAUUGUCAAUGAAAAAAGGAAACAGAUUUUAAUGGGAGGCGGGAAGGAAAAGCAAGAUGCUCAGCAUGCUAAAGGAAAGCUGACAGCAAGAGAGAGGCUAAAUUUGCUACUGGAUAAAGGCUCUUUUCGCGAAUACGACGCUUUUGUUGAGCAUUCAUGUACAGAUUUCAACAUGGAUUCCAACAGGAUAUUAGGGGAUGGUGUUGUAACAGGACAUGGCACGAUUCAUGGACGUCGUGUGUUUGUUUAUAGUCAAGACUUUACUGUUCUCGGGGGUAGUUUAUCACGUACAAAUGCCAACAAAAUUUUGAAAGUAAUGGAUCAAGCAUUGUUGGUUGGAGCCCCUAUUAUUGGCUUAGAAGACUCGGGUGGGGCAAGAAUUCAAGAGGGUGUAGACUCAUUAGCUGGCUAUGCUGAUAUAUUCCAAAAAAAUGUGAUUGCCUCAGGUGUUGUACCUCAGAUAUCCUUGAUUAUGGGUCCUUGUGCAGGUGGCGCUGUGUAUUCACCUGCAUUAACGGAUUUCACGUUUAUGGUUCAGGAUACGUCGUACAUGUUUGUCACAGGUCCUGAUGUUGUGAAGGCAGUAACAAAUGAAAAGGUGACUCAAGAAGAAUUGGGCGGGGCCAGAACACAUACCAGAAAAAGUGGCGUAGCCCAUAACUCUUUUUCCAAUGAUAUUGAAGCAUUACAAGGCGUAAGAGAUUUCUUUCCUUAUUUGCCUCUUUCAAACCGUGACGUCGUUCCACAUCAAUUAUGCCAUGACCCGGUUGAUCGUCAGGAUGAGGCGUUGGAUACGAUUAUACCUUCCAGCUCUAAUAUUGCGUAUAAUAUGAAGGAAGUUAUUGGAAGAAUUGUGGAUACUCACUCGUUUUACGAAAUUGCGCCAAAAUUCGCAAAAAACAUACUGAUCGGAUUCGCAAGAUUGAAUGGUCAGUCCGUGGGUAUUGUAGCGAAUCAGCCAUUAGUUUCGUCAGGUGCUUUGGAUAUGGAUGCAUCUGUGAAAGCUGCCAGAUUUAUUCGUUUCUGUGAUGCGUUUAAUAUACCUCUUUUAACACUAGUUGACGUACCUGGUUUUAUGCCUGGUACUGCACAAGAACAUGCUGGUAUUAUCCGACACGGAGCAAAGUUAUUGUAUGCCUAUUGUGAGGCGACUGUACCGAAAUUAACCGUCAUUACCCGCAAAGCAUAUGGUGGUGCCUAUAUUGUCAUGAGUUCAAAACAUUUACGUGGCGAUUACAAUGUUGCAUGGCCUUCUGCUGAAAUUGCCGUAAUGGGAGCUGCAGGUGCUGUAGAAAUUAUCUUUAGAAACCAUCCAGAUAAACCCGCCAUGAGAAAAGAAUACAAAGAGAAAUUUGCCACACCUCUGUUUGCUGCCAAAAGAGGGUAUUUAGACGAUAUUAUUUCUCCAAAAGAGACGCGCGCCAGACUAAUUGAACAGUUGGAUCUUUUAAAAAGCAAAGCGCUGAAAAACCCUUGGAAAAAACAUGGCUGCAUCCCACUAUAA
Molecule: messenger RNA, 1623 nt
Organism: Mucor mucedo
Lineage: Eukaryota; Fungi; Mucoromycota; Mucoromycetes; Mucorales; Mucoraceae
Product: carboxyl transferase
Exons: 5
Coding region: 1-1623 (540 amino acids)
Cellular component (GO): mitochondrion
Molecular function (GO): propionyl-CoA carboxylase activity
Source: RefSeq, a predicted model, not a curated record